Messenger RNA from Gossypium raimondii (Peruvian cotton), 1927 nucleotides. Its product is annotated as protein EPIDERMAL PATTERNING FACTOR 2. Bases 1362 to 1712 code for a protein of 116 amino acids. The transcript has 3 exons. The record is from RefSeq and is a predicted model, not a curated record. Gene Ontology annotation, biological process: guard cell differentiation; stomatal complex development. Lineage: Eukaryota; Viridiplantae; Streptophyta; Magnoliopsida; Malvales; Malvaceae.
UAGGGCCAACGGGAAACAUGGGUGGGUGUGUGUAGAGGGAAGAAGCGAAGGAAAUAAUAGUUCAUUUAAGUCAAGGGUCUGCACUUCACUGUUAUGGCAGGGCUACGCACACACACAUACACUCGUGAACUCGCUCAUUUCUGAUGUGUCCUACUACCCCAUUUCAAUGUUUUUGCACACUGGGAGUAAUAUUUUUUGCUUUCUGUCUUACUGGACUGGUAGUUCUUGUGAUCUUUGUCACUAAUAGAAUUACUUCACUGUCAUUGUUGCAAUUUGAAGGUCAUGUGUUUGAAUGCCUCUAUGUAUUAAUUUUAAUUUAAUAUUUUUGAGAGAUUUAUGACUAGUCUAGGAUUUAUGUAAAAUUUAUUCUUCAAUUCCUUCAGAAUUUACGUAAAAAGUAUAUAAAAGAAAGGGUUACUAAAAGAACAAAAAAAAAAAGCAUUCUAUUCUUUGUUAGGAUGGUUAAAAACAUCUGCAAAUUUAUUUUUUUAAAAAUGUGUAAGUUGGUUUUGUAUAAAUGCAUUCUUCAAUUGAUAUUAAAGAUUGAUGGCAUUUUCUGUCACCAAAUUCUGUAGAAAUCACGGAUUUGCACGCUUAGUUUCAAUAAAAUUUUUAGACUGAAUUUCUAUGAUAAAAUUAAAGCUAUGUUCUUUGAAUGACAAUUCUUGAAAAUAAAAAAUUUAUUUGUUUUCAUUUAUCACACUAACUAAAAUGGAGCCCCUUUUUUUUGUAUUCUAAAACAGGGACCAAUUCAGAGAUUGACAAAUGUCUUAACCUGGUAAAUUCCAUUUUUCAUUAAUAAUUUAAUACAUAGAAUAAAUGAAAUUUAAUCCCUUCUAAAAUUAAGUUACCUUAAACCCCUUCAAAAUCGUAUAAUUUUUGUUCCCUGCCCUGCACAAAAGGUCUACCUUGGUAGGGGUUAGAGUGCAUAAUCUCCUUUUUUAGUCUCUUUGAAAUUUAAUUAUUCAGUAUAAUCCUGUUUAACUUUUUAAUUAUAUUUUUUCUGUCACUUUGGAUAUUAAUAAUUCAAUUUAAACCAUUUUAAUACAAAUAAUUUAGCUUUAGUCCUCCAAAAUUUUUUAUUUUUAUUUUGAUCCCUCCAAUACAAAUUUCCUGGGUUCCCCCUGUGCCUUAAGAUUUGUAGUACAGAGGGUAUAUAUAACUUGGGGAAUCAUGUGAAAGCCUUUGAAAAGAUAGUCGUGCAUCAUGUGAAUCUGAAUCUGCUGUACCCCCCCUUCACCAUUUAAAACCACCAUUCCCUCCCUCCUUGUUUCUCACUUAUAUAAACACUGCUCGCCCCAUCACCAAACUUGGCAUCUUCCUUUCAUCUUCUGCAUGUCUAUCCCAUACGAGCAAUAAACAUGAAGAACUUCUCUUUUGGAGUUGGUGGUUUACUGCUAGUUUCCUUUUUCGUGCUGCUUUGUUUAUCCACCGAAACCCUCCUUGUGCCCCUUCAUCAUCACCAUGCAAACAACCAUGGGAAAGCUACAACAUUGGGAGAUUUAAAGCUACAACAAGUGAACCCUGAGGAAGGGAGAGGGAUGGAGUUGUACACAACAGGAUCGAGCUUGCCUGACUGUACACACGCCUGUGGGACAUGUUUUCCCUGUAAGAGGGUGAUGGUGAGCUUCAAGUGCUCCAUGGCUGAGUCUUGUCCCAUUGUUUAUAAGUGCAUGUGUAAAGGAAAAUACUACCAUGUUCCUUCCAAAUGAUAUUUAUUUGCACCUCUUAUCCCUGCAAUUUAGUUAGUAAUAUUGAGGAGACUGGAUUGAAAGAUCAGUGUUUAUGAGAAUGCUUGUAAAUAGUAGAAUUUAUUUGCAUUUUUGGUACUUGUAUUAGAUUUUAGUGUGUGUUUUUUUUUUCAGUUAGUAGAAUGUGAAAUUUCAAAAUGUUUUAGCAAUGAAUUUUAUCUGCUUUUUUUUUUCUA